AUGCCAGCCUUUGCCUGCCAGUCAGCCGUGCACAGAGCCUGUAAGGCCUAUAGAGAAGCCGAGCACCAGUCUCUUCUACAGAACCUGGCUGCCUACCGUGACUGUCUGGAUGUGCAGACACCCGAGGCCACACCUGAGCCUGAUCCAGCCCCAGUCCCCAAGGACAGCUAUGACAAAGACUCCAGGGGAACCCUGUCUACCCAGGAGGCCCCUUUGAGGGUGCAUUGCUCACUUAGGGAGGAAGUGGCACUGGACUUGAGUGUAAAGAAACCCAUGGCAGAGGCUCCUCCUAUCAAGGUCCCUAGUCCUGCGGUAUGCGCCAAGCUCCCUGUAGCUGUGGGGGUGCCAGAUGCAGGGAGCACAGUCUCGGAGCUGCCUGGGGUGCCAGUGACCACAGAGACCACCCCAAAGACCAACCUCCACAGCUCUGUGGCCUUCGUGUUCCGAAAAUUCAAGAUCCUCUGCCUGGCACCCUUGUCUGUAGCUAUGGCCCCAUCUGUGCCCACCUCAGUCCCUUCCUCUGACCAGCCUGCACCCACCCCUACAUCUGUGCCCACUGGACUACAGAUUCUCAAACAGCCCUUGCCCAUGGCCUGCUUUGAUCUGGCACUGCCCAGUUCUCCAGGUGUAUUCGUGGCCACCCCAGCACCUACUCUGCCUCCAUCACCUGCUUCAGCCCAGGCUCCGACUCCAGCUUCACCCAUCACAGUGGAUUCCCCAGAGCAACGCUUUGCACGAUUGCACGAAUCCCUGUGUGAUGCCAUCUCGGGCUCAGUGGCCCACUCCCCACCUGAGAAGCUUGAAUGGAUUGAGAUGGCUGGGCCUUGGGGCGGGGCAGCACGGCAGGAUGGCCAGGCAGUCCAGGGUGUUGGGCAAGCUGCUGUCCCAGUGCAGCGCUUUGUGUGCACCUGGCAGUGCCCCUUCCCCCACGUGGUGUGGGCCAGCGCCAUCUUUGUGCCCAUCCACCUGGUGAAGGAGCAGCUUUCCCCGAGGCUGCCGCCUGCUUCUGUGGACCACGUGCUGCAGGAGCACCGCGUGGAGCUCCGGCCCACCGCAUUGUCAGAGGAGAAGGCACUGCGGGAGCGAGCCCGGCAUAGCUGCUCCUCACGCAUGCUGAAGUCGCUGGCACUGCGCCAGCUGCCUGAAUACCCUGACCUGCUGGGCCCGCAGCGGCGUGACUGUGGACGCCGCCAGCUGAAACCCAUCCUGGCCAGAGAUGAGCCAGGGAGCCUAUCUCUGGCUCAGAAGACUCCCAUCUCCAAGGCCAGGAAGCCAGGGAGGAAGCUACCAACUCCUGGUCAGAGAAAGCAGAGGCAACUGCCGGGGGAGGGUCCUGCUGUGCCUCACCUGCCCCCGAUGCCAAGCUCCAAGGAGGGUGUCAUAGAGGAGCUGGCCGACGGGUUCACUUAUGCCACCAACCGGUACCAGGUGCAGGAGCGCCAGGCCAGGAAAACCGUCCAACGCCAGUGCCGGUCUGAGAGCUCCGAGGAUGACAUCAUCGAGGUGCUGGUCCACGGGCCCCACUACACCACCUACCGGGUCAGGGUGCAGGUGCACCAGGCCGACAACCCUGUCCAGGGCUGGGCCAUCACUUCCAUGAUGGGAACCUGCCCAGACCAGGUGCAGGGCUUCGGCCGGGCUCUCCGCUUCCCCUGGUUGGAGCUGAAGCAGGCCCUGGUGCAGGUCCGCCUCCCUGCCUCACAAGAGGCUGAGGCCGGGAAUCGACAGCAGUGCCCAGGCCUCAGGUCAGCCGCCAGCUCCUUCAGCGGCGUCUCGGGAAGCGCCACAGUUCUCACGGGGAAUUAG
Miniopterus natalensis is the source of this 1806-nucleotide messenger RNA. Lineage: Eukaryota; Metazoa; Chordata; Mammalia; Chiroptera; Miniopteridae. The record is from RefSeq and is a predicted model, not a curated record.